Messenger RNA from Hyla sarda, 2129 nucleotides. RefSeq names its product Ras association domain family member 9 (gene RASSF9). Gene Ontology annotation, biological process: signal transduction. The record is from RefSeq and is a predicted model, not a curated record. Lineage: Eukaryota; Metazoa; Chordata; Amphibia; Anura; Hylidae. The coding region runs from base 1 to 1506 and encodes 501 amino acids. The transcript has 3 exons.
AUGAUUUGUGCACUCAGAAGCUGGGCAGCUCUCCAAAGGUGUAACAGGAACACUAGUUCAAAGGCAGCUGAAGUUGCUCAACUUCCUUCUUGUCUGUUUAGUUGUCUGUGUAGUAAAGGCAGCGAGCAGCUAAUCUUCACUAAGCGACUCAUUACAUCCAGCUUCACUUCUGCAGCCAUCAUUAUGGAUCAUGUCAAGAAAAAACUGUUGAAGACAAGACAUAAAACUAGGUUCUGUGGAGACAAGUCAUGGCUGGAAGAAGCCAUCAUGGAAAUAUGGGAUGGACGGAGACGAAAAAGCAAAGUGAAUAUUUCAAAUCAGAGAAGAUUUCCCCAUGUACUGAUGGAAGAAAUUGAUAAUAACGAAAAGCAGAUAGUUGUUUGGGUCGGCCAAGAAGAAAAGAUAGUCUGUGGACUAACAAGGCACACAACCAGUGAAGAAGUGGUAGAAGCACUUCUUGAAGAAUAUCAAGCUUCAGCUAAAAGCACCAGUGUUCUAUUUGGUAGUCACAAGGAAUAUUGUAUUAUGGAGAUCUGGAAAAACUCCAAGCGUAUUUUGCCUCCUUCACUAAAAAUGUUAAAGCUUUUGAAGUCAUGGGGGGAAGAAGAAAGUAAUGUGAGUUUUUUCCUAUUGAAAACAUAUACAUUGUAUCCAUGCUCAAUGUGGUGGUCUUCACAAAAAAGCAUAGCCCCCAACAACUGCAGGAUUGCAGCAUUUCAUGUUAAGGAUCUUCCACUAGAUAUGAGAAGAAGAAUUGUAAGAAAAGCAUUUAAAAAAAUGGAAAAAAUAAAAAAAGAGAUGAAAAGCCCCAAAGAAAACAAUAUACAGCAACUUGUAGAUAUAAUAGAGUAUCAAGAGGACAUCAUUAGACAGCAGGUGGACAGAAUGAAAGAACUGGAUAACCAGCUAAAGGCAUAUGAUUCAUGUCAACAGGUAGAACAACUUGGAUGGAAUGAAGAAAACAUAAUCAGCUGUAUGGAAGCCGAUGAUCCCGAACUCCAUUCAGAAAUACACAGUCUGGAAAAUCUAAUGCACAUUCAGGAGAAGUUGAAUUAUCAGAAAAUUCUUAUUAGGAAGUUGUCAGAUGAAAUUAAAGUGGAGAUGCAUUCUAUGUGCAUACAAGAAGAUGAAGAUGUUGUCGAAGAAGAUUACACCGACUUGCAGGCUAGUGUUAAACAAGAGAUAGAUGAAAGCCUUCAAGUGGGAUUACGACUACACAGUCUCUACAGCUAUAUUCAGAAAGACAUCCAGUGUAAUGAUUCAGUACUGCUUGAACAGAAAGAAGAAUAUCAACUCUUAAAGGAUGAGCUAAAAUCAGUAUGUGCUAGCAAUUCGAGCAGCUCUUUAUGCCACACACCUGAACAAUACAUGUAUUCAGAUGAAAGCAAUAGUAAAGAAAUACCUUGUAUCACUGCUGUGUUGUCCAACAUGAAUAUACAAAAUGAUACAGAUUCAGAUACAGGCAUAAGCUCCACACUUAGCCAAGAAUCGGAGCCUAGUCAGUGACAUUUGCUGUUUCUGUUUUGUCAAUUGUACAAAAUAACGGCAUGAUCCUUGCUUUCAGUAUUCCUGAUAAAAGGCUUGAAAAAGGCUCCUUUAUUGGACUGAGAUGUUGCCCUGAACACAAGUAAAUAAAAGUUUUUUCUUCUCUGGAUCUUUUGAAGUAUUGAAAAACCAACUGACCAAAAACAUUUACCAAAAACUGUAACAUCACUACAAUAAACAUAGUUGAGGCGGUAUGACAUUUUUACAUUUUAAAAAUGAUGGGUAUUCAUUCUUAAGAAAGAUAAUCACAAGAAGACUGGUAACUACCAUUUGGGCUAAAUCCUCUUAGUACUUGGGCUAGGUUUUUACACAGGUUUUUUUCUGGCAUUUCUGGCAUCUUCAUAUUUCCCAUUCUAUUUGAAUACAAUUCUGGCUUUGGCUCAUAUACUGCAGUGGUAUUGUUUCAAAAAAUGCCAGAAAAAAAAUACUGUGUGGAAGCCUUGUCUUAUGAUACCUUUUUAAAAUAAUGUACAGUAUUAUUUAAACAUAGGAAAAAUGUAUCGCCCUUGAGUCCUAGAAUGGAUACAAUUGUAGUAAACUCUCAGCUGGUAAAAGUAUUAAUAGUAUGGUUUUUAGAUUGUAGA